CCAAGAUACUUCUCCUGUUCUAGGGGAACUGGCCCCUUCGUUGUUUCAGCCCAAGAAGAUGCAAGUGUCGUUAUUGCAGCUUGGCCUCGGUCUCAUACUGAUUGCAGCACAAUACGCCCCUGGAACUGCGGUUCCUAGUUCAGAGUGUCGAAGACAGUGUGGCAAUGUUGAGAUACCGUACCCAUUCGGUAUUGAUCCAGGCUGCUCGCUCGCGCAAGGAUUUGACAUCGAUUGCAGGCUCCAAGAAGGUGUCUACAAGCCAUUCAGGGGUUCCUUUGAGGUGCUCAACGCUUCCUUGACUCAUGGCACGGCCCGGGUACUCACUAACAUAAUGGGGUACUGCUACAACAGCUCUACCAAGAGCAUGGAGGAACUUGGGCGUUAUGCAGAUGACAGCGAUGGUAGUCAGUCUUCUCCUUACCGGCUCUCCGAUGUCCAGAACAAGUUCACGGUGAUCGGGUGCAACGCUCUCGCCUUUAUGCAAGAUAUGGAUGGCACAGGUUACCAAGGCUUAGGUGUCGCGACAUGCCGCAACCUGACAGACUUAGUGGACGGAUCCUGCUCCGGUAUCGGUUGCUCCCAGAGUACAAUACCAAAGGGGAUGUUCAGCUACGUAACAGGCUUCUCGAGCUCGGUCAACACAAGUAGAGUCUUGCAGUUCAACCGGUGCAGCUUUGCGGUGCUUAUGGAAGCAGCAGAAUUCAACUUUAGCACUUCGUACAUAAGCAACACCAAGUUCAAUGACACAUACAAUGGGCGGGUGCCUAUGGUGGUUGAUUGGGCUAUAAGAGAUGUUAAGUCAUGUGUUGACGCACAGUUGAAUAAUACUAAUUAUGCAUGCAUCAGCAGCAACAGCAUGUGCGUUGAUUCUGUCAAUGAUGAUGGAUACAUCUGCAAUUGCUCCCAGGGCUACACAGGCAACCCUUAUCUUCCGGAUGGCUGCCAAGAUCUCAAUGAAUGCAAUAACAACCCAUGUCCUUCAGGCGGUGCUUGCCACAAUACAGUUGGAGGAUUCCAGUGUGUUUGUCGAGUAGGAAGAAAACUCGAAGGGAAUACAUGCAGCCUUGAUACCAGAUUAAUUAUAGGACUUGCAGUGGGAUCUGUUGGUGUAGUGAUUAUUAUCACAAUCAUUGUGUCUUGGCUACAAAUGGUAGUCCAAAAGAAAAAAAUGAACAAAGUUAAGCAAGAGUAUUUCCGUCAGCAUGGUGGCGUAAUUUUGCUAGACCAGAUGAAAGCAGAAGAAGGUCUUGGUUUCAUUGUAUUUUCUGAAGCUGAACUCAUACAUGCCACAAACAACUAUGAUGAUAGCAGAAUACUUGGGAAAGGAGGCAAUGGGACGGUAUACAGAGGGAUAAUAAAGAACGGCACUCCGGUUGCAGUUAAAAGAUGUGGAUUAGUUGAUGAAAGGCAAAAGAAGGAAUUUGGCAAGGAGAUGCUUAUUUUGUCCCAGCUCAAUCACAAGAACAUUGUUAAACUCGUGGGUUGUUGCCUUGAGGUGGAAGUUCCAAUUCUCGUCUAUGAGUUUGUCCUGAAUGGUACACUCUUCGAGCUUAUCCAUGGAAAUAACAAAGCACUGCAAAUAUCCUUCAACACUCUCUUAAGGCUUGCUCAUGAAGCAGCCGAAGGACUCCGAUUCCUACAUUCAGAUGCAUCUCCUCCAGUAAUUCAUGGUGAUGUGAAAACGUCGAACAUCCUUCUUGAUGAAAACUACAUGGCCAAGGUAUCAGACUUUGGAGCCUCCGCACUAGCCCCAUCCGACAGAGAGCAGUUUGUCACAAAGGUUCAAGGUACUUGGGGAUACCUUGAUCCUGAAUACAUUCAAACAUUCCAAUUAACAAAUAAAAGUGAUGUCUACAGCUUCGGUGUUAUCCUUCUAGAGAUCCUCACUGGACAGUUGCCAAUGAAGCUUGAAGGUCCAGACAAGCAAAUAUGCUUGUCUACGACUUUCCUAGCUGCUAUGAAGGAGAAUAAUCUUGAUGCAAUGUUGGUGAGCCACGUGAAAGGCCAAGAGAGCAUGGAGUUGUUGAGAGGACUUGCAGACCUAGCUAAGAAAUGUCUAGAUAUGUGUGGUGAAAACAGGCCUUUGAUGAAAGAGGUUGCGGACGAGCUCAACAGAUUGAGGAAACUUUCAUUGCAUCCUUGGGUACAGCUUGAUUUGGAAACAGAGGAAGAAAACCUUCUUGGAGGGGGAUCUACACGUUAUUAUGAAAUAGAAUCAAGCGGGUAUCCUAUGGGCGAAAGAGAGAACCAGCCCAUAAACCCAGGAAGUUCCUAUUAUGCAAGAUGA
This is a messenger RNA of Lolium rigidum, 2287 nucleotides long. RefSeq names its product putative wall-associated receptor kinase-like 16. Gene Ontology annotation, cellular component: plasma membrane. NCBI's taxonomy places the organism in Eukaryota, Viridiplantae, Streptophyta, Magnoliopsida, Poales, Poaceae. Gene Ontology annotation, molecular function: polysaccharide binding; ATP binding; calcium ion binding. Gene Ontology annotation, biological process: protein phosphorylation; cell surface receptor signaling pathway. The record is from RefSeq and is a predicted model, not a curated record. Bases 59 to 2287 code for a protein of 742 amino acids. The transcript has 4 exons.